This is a messenger RNA of Aspergillus alliaceus, 2031 nucleotides long. Its product is annotated as BCS1 and AAA domain-containing protein. Lineage: Eukaryota; Fungi; Ascomycota; Eurotiomycetes; Eurotiales; Aspergillaceae. Gene Ontology annotation, biological process: protein insertion into mitochondrial inner membrane from matrix; mitochondrial respiratory chain complex III assembly. The record is from RefSeq and is a predicted model, not a curated record. Gene Ontology annotation, molecular function: ATP hydrolysis activity; ATP binding. Gene Ontology annotation, cellular component: mitochondrial inner membrane. The coding region runs from base 103 to 1809 and encodes 568 amino acids. The transcript has a single exon.
UUCACCAUCUCUGGAUCGUGCUUCUCUGUCUCCCUUUGAAUCGUCACUGGUUCACUCAGUUGGCGUGGGGAGUACUGGUCGCUCCCACCGGUCAUCGCCAGCAUGGAGCCUUCUUCGUCUUUCGGCAAGUUCUUCUACUUUUCCUAUUUCGCCGUAGGAUCAUAUCUUGCGAAGAGCCUCUGGGACCAGGUGGGCAGCCUACCGCUGGACCUGCUAUAUUCCACUAUCGAAGUGCGAUCCCACGACGAUGCCUACAACUACCUGCUGUUUUGGUUAACGAAGCAACGGUUCAAUGAAAGUAAGAACCGGCUCAUUGCGAGCACCUCCCUGAAUAGUGGCCUCGAUUACUGGAACGACAGCGACUCCGACGAUGGCGACAUAGACGACAUGCUGGAUGCCGAAGAGUCGAAAGAUUCCGGGUGGAAGGCCUCGCUGGCUAAUACACGUCAGCUGCUGUGGUCGCCCUCAGAAGGCACCCACUACUUUAGGUACCACGGUCGAUACCUGGCCGUCACCAGAGAAAUCGAGGAACGCAGUACGAUGCUCUACACGCGCACGGACAAACUACGCAUCUCGUGCCUCGGAUGGGACGCAUCCGUCUUGAAACAACUGAUGCUGGAAGCCCGGGUGGAAUACUCGCAGAAGGAGAAGGGCAAGACGGUGAUUUAUCGUGGCGCCAAGAGGGCCUAUGACAACGAGUUCUAUUGGGCCCGGUCAACUGCGCGUCCCGCCAGGCCUCUGUCCACCGUAAUUCUGGACCACGAGGAGAAGACCACCUUCAUUCGAGACGUCCAGCAAUAUCUCCAUCCCAGCACCAUGCGAUGGUACAGCGAUCGCGGGAUACCCUACCGGCGAGGCUACCUGUUCUAUGGUCCGCCCGGCACUGGCAAGUCAAGUCUCGCGUUCGCGGCGGGAGGAUUCCUGGGAUUGAACGUAUAUAUCCUGGACGUAAACGCCAAUCAACUGACGGAAGACGCCCUGGCGCAGUUGUUCCAGGAGCUCCCCCGCCGAUGCCUGGUGCUGCUCGAAGAUAUCGACACGAACGAAGUGACGAGUCGGCGCACGGAUAAAUCGAAAAAGAAGCGAACGGGGAACAACAAGAUCUCGCUCUCAGCCCUGCUGAACACGAUCGAUGGCGUGGCCGCACAGGAAGGUCGCGUGCUCAUCAUGACCACCAAUCACCACGAACACCUUGAUCCGGCGCUGGUUCGACCGGGCCGGGUGGACUAUCAGAUCGAGUUCAAGCUGGCCAACCGCAAUCUGAUGAUGCAGAUGUUUCAAAACCUCUUCCGAGACACCCCUCCUAGCGUUGAAUCGCACUUUGAGGAUAGUGAAACGGAGGCACUGACUCUACCUCCGGCCGACAAGAUCCCCCUUCUUCCCGCAGCCGACCAGGCAGUGGCCCUCGCUGGACGACCGAGCAACCCGGAUGUGGACAUGGAACAGCUGGCGGCAACGUUUGCCGAAAAGAUCCCCGAAUUGACAUUCUCACCCGCGGAGAUCCAGGGCUACCUGCUAUGCCACAAGAACUCGCCCCUCGAUGCCAUCACGCAUGUCGAAUUGUGGGUGGAGAAGACGCUGGAGGAAAAGAAAAAGAUGGAAGAAGCGGAAAGGGCAUCCAAGGAGGAGGAUGAGGGGGCGAAGAAUGAUAAGGGUAAGAAGAAAAAGAAGGGACAAAAGAGCAAGAAGGCGAAGGAGAGUAAGGAAGAUGGUAGCGGCGAAGAGGACGAAAACAAGGGAUCCUCUAGCUCUGAGAGCGAGUCGGAUGAAUCAUCGGAUGAGGAGGACAAACAUCCACAUUUUAUGUAAUGAGAUUGGAGGAAGUAGAAGAUGAAAGCUUCCAUAAUAUCAAGACGAGAUAGACCUUUCCAUACAAUUGAUGUGUAGUAUUUUAUCCUUGAAUCCUGGAUCAACCGUCCCACUGAAAGAGUGAUAGAUGAUAGACGUGAUAACCCCAUUUUUACACCUUUCAGCCUUGUCCUGUGCAUCAAGGCAAGCCUGUGAGCCACCACUAAUCCCGUUGAACUGAGC